AGCGCUGUUCGUCUUUGUGGUUGUGACAGUAGUAGGAUUGUUGGAUCAUUGGAGAGAGCGUGGGGUUAGGGUUUAUAAAACGAGCAACGAACGAAGUACCCCCUCCUCCUCGUCCCGUCCCAGACAACCCCCAAUCCAAAGCCCUAAUACUAAAAGAAUUUACUGCUCAGAUUUAUACGUUUCCCAACUCGUCUUCUUCCUCCUCUCUUCUCUCCCUCCCCUCUCUCUCGCCGUCUACGGGCCUCCGUCCGCAACGAUGAUGUACGGUGAUCCUCAGCAACAACAACAGCACCACCACCAACCACCACCGAUGCAACCACCGCAGCAGCAACAGCACAUUCCGCAAGUCGGCGAGUUUCCGAGGGGUCCGCCACUGCCUCCGCCGCCAAUGAUGCGGCAGCCAUCUGCUUCAUCGACUAACAUGGGCGGUCCACCAGAUUUCCACCAGCAGCACCACCACCCUCCUGCUCCUCAUCCUCCGUACGAUGUUCAUGGUGACAGUUAUGGUGCAAAAAGAAUAAGAAAAAUUGGUCAAAGGAGAGCUGUUGAUUAUACUAGCACUGUUGUGCGGUACAUGCAGAUUCGUAUGUGGCAACGAGAUUCAAGGGAUAGAACAGUAUUACAGCCCACUCCUGCAGCAGCAAUUGAUAUGUUGCCAACAGCUGCCUAUUCUGAUAAUCCAUCUACAAGCUUUGCUGCUAAGUUUGUCCAUACAUCUUUAAACAAAAACCGCUGUUCAAUUAACCGUGUUCUGUGGACUCCUAGCGGCAGGCGUCUUAUCACAGGAUCCCAAAGUGGUGAAUUCACUCUUUGGAAUGGCCAGUCAUUUAAUUUUGAAAUGAUUCUGCAGGCUCAUGAUCAAGCAAUCCGGUCUAUGGUGUGGAGUUACAACGAUAAUUGGAUGGUCACUGGUGAUGAUGGGGGCUCAAUAAAGUAUUGGCAGAACAACAUGAAUAAUGUGAAGGCCAAUAAAUCCGCUCAUAAAGAAUCAGUCCGUGACUUAAGCUUCUGUAGGACAGAUUUGAAGUUCUGUUCAUGUUCUGAUGACACUACAGUCAAAGUAUGGGACUUUGCUCGAUGUCAAGAAGAGCGCUCACUAUCUGGCCAUGGUUGGGAUGUAAAGAGUGUUGACUGGCAUCCAACUAAGUCAUUGCUAGUUUCAGGUGGAAAAGACAAUCUUGUAAAACUUUGGGAUGCCAAGUCAGGGAGAGAGCUCUCUUCAUUUCAUGGUCACAAGAACACAGUUCUUUGUGUCAAAUGGAACCAAAACGGUAACUGGGUGCUAACUGCUUCAAAGGAUCAAAUCAUCAAGCUCUAUGACAUACGAGCUAUGAAGGAACUGGAAUCUUUUCGUGGGCAUCGAAAGGAUGUGACUGCAUUGGCGUGGCAUCCAUUUCACGAAGAGUAUUUUGUCAGUGGCAGUUUUGAUGGAUCUAUUUUUCAUUGGCUUGUUGGCCAUGAAACUCCUCAAGUUGAGAUUUCAAGUGCACAUGAUAAUAGCGUUUGGGAUCUUGCAUGGCAUCCCAUUGGGUACAUUCUGUGCAGUGGUAGCAACGAUCACACAACCAAGUUCUGGUGCAGAAAUAGACCUGGGGAUCCAGCUCGUGAUAAGUUCAAUGUUGGCCACAGCCAAGGUUAUGGAGAGCAAAAUCCAGCUCUAGCUGGUCGCAUGCCUGGUAAUUUCCAAGGACCUGAGCUGCCAACAACUCCUGGACCAUUUGCUGCUGGCUUGACACGAAAUGAGGGCACCAUUCCAGGUGUUGGAGUUGCUAUGCCAUUAUCUAUUUCAUCUCUUGAUACAACGACUCAAGGGGAGCAGAAACCGCCUAUGUCAAUGCCUUUAGGGGCUCCUCCACUACCCCCUGGUCCACAUCCUUCACUUCUCGCUGCCAACCAGCAGCAAGUAUAUCAACAAAAUGUUCAGCAAGCUCAACAGCACCACCAGCCACACCCACAGCAAAUGACAUCUUUGCCUUUGCCACCUCCAAAUUUGCCUCAGCUACAGCCACCUUCCCAUCUACCCAUACUUACACAUCCUCAUUUGGCUCGUCCUCCACCUCAUCUACCCCCUCUUGGUAUGCCUUCGAGUAUGCCAUCAUCAAUGCCAAUGCCUGGUCAAAUGGGUAUGCAAGGUGCAAUGAAUCAGAUGGUUUCUCCAUUGCAACAGGGACAUUUUAUGAUGAAUCCUGUGCACUCGGGGUCAGCACCUCCAGGUGGAGGAAUUCCAAGUGGAUUGGCAAAUAUGCAGGCUCCUACAAAUGCAAGUGGGACCCAAAUGUAUCAGCCAGGUGGUGCAUUCAACCGGCCACAAGCUGGACCAGUGCCGCCAAUGCCAGGACUGAAUCCUUACCAGCCUGGGAAUCCUAAUGCGGGUGGCAUGGGGGCAUUGCCAUCAAAUUUUGGCCUCCAGUCCGGUAUGCCUCCACCGCUGCCCCCGGGUCCUCCACCACAGGGAAAAUCAACACAGUAGCCGAUUCCUGUAGGUUAGAUUAUUUCACAGAAUGUAGGAUGUGCUUAGGACGGCGUGGACAAAUUUCUGCUCUCCGUAUCUUGUACUGUUUGUCCUAUCAGUUAAACUCUUUCUUUUAAAAAAAAAAUAAAUUGGUUACAUUUCUCCUU
Messenger RNA from Diospyros lotus (date-plum), 2619 nucleotides. RefSeq names its product flowering time control protein FY. Bases 257 to 2470 code for a protein of 737 amino acids. Gene Ontology annotation, molecular function: protein binding. The record is from RefSeq and is a predicted model, not a curated record. Gene Ontology annotation, cellular component: mRNA cleavage and polyadenylation specificity factor complex. NCBI's taxonomy places the organism in Eukaryota, Viridiplantae, Streptophyta, Magnoliopsida, Ericales, Ebenaceae. The transcript is spliced from 18 exons.